Messenger RNA from Rotaria socialis, 2991 nucleotides. Lineage: Eukaryota; Metazoa; Rotifera; Eurotatoria; Philodinida; Philodinidae. The record is from the annotation of a GenBank genome assembly.
AUGUUUCUUGUUUCUAAUAGUUCACACAUGUGGCCAUCACAAGGUACGAAUGAUUAUACUGCAAAUGAGCGAUCAGCACCGAUCAAUAUGCCGAAUCGACAAUCGGAUAUGACAUCAGGCUAUGCUGAUCCACAUGGUGUAGUUUUUUCACCAAAAUCAACUGAUCCAGCUAAUCUUGGAAUUAAUAUGUGCAUUAACAUAUUAGAAGGAGAUAAUUCACCACGUGUGAAAGAUAAUGGCAUCAAAGAUGUUACUCAACAUAUGCAAGCUAUGAAGAUCUAUAAUGACAAUGAUAAUAAUAAUAAGAAGAAAACUGUUGAUACACCAACUGUUUACGAUGGUAAAUCUGAUGAUAAAACACGCGAAACAGAUUCAAAUCGUAAACCAACACCACGUUCAUCACCAGGUCAUGUUAAUAGUGAUUUAACCAAUAGUACGAAUAAUGAAAAUCUUCCAUGUGCAAAUACGAUCGUUUCCGGUGACGACCCAAAUGAUGGUUUAAUGCCACAAUCACAUAUGAUGAUGAACGGUGCACCAACAGCAUCGAUGCCUAUACCAUAUCAACGAAUGCAAAACAAUAAUCAGCAGCAACAACAACAACAGAUGCUACUCUAUCCGCAACAACAAGCUUAUCCACCACAGUAUCAUAUUGUUUCACAACAACAACAACAACAGGCUCAUUAUGAAAUGAAUCAACCAACAAAUAACUUUCAAACAUUUGAUUACACUUUAAUUCAACCUCAAUCGUUUGAAAGUCAGUCAAUCAUGACAGCAUUCAAUCCACAAGGAAAUGGAAAUAAUCAACAAGAUCCUCAGUUAGCUAAUCUAGCUCAAACACCAUUGAUGUCAUGGCUUUCAAGUACAAUGGCUGCCCAACAACAAACAGCUAAUCAACAACAACCCUAUGGUUCAUCAAAUCAAUAUAUUAUAAAUAGUAAUCAAGAUAAUUAUUUACAACAAUUACAAAACUAUCAUCAAUCGCCGGCAACACUUCCAUCAUUACUCGGCCAACCACAGUAUUGGUCAGCAUUGCCAACAGCUCUCGUUUUCCCAGCAGCACCACCGCAAGCCCUAUUAGCACAACAACAAUCAUCCAAUAAUGAACAACAAUCACCACAAUCAAAAAAUAAUAAUAAUCGUCCAUUAACACCAACUAAUUCAGCGGACCUACUAAGUGCAUCGCAAUCUAAUCAUCAGCAAUAUAUUAAUAUGCAGCGUACAACACAAACACCCGUAAAUUUUCCAUUUUAUGCUGCGGCUUCGCCAACAUUUCUCGAUCCAAGUAUUAUGAUGUCAAAUGCACGACAACCAACCGGAUCACCAGGAUUGCGUAUGUAUCCUCAACAAGUGCCAAUUCCAGUUAACGCUAAUAAUCAAGGUGGUUUAUAUGGCAGUCCAGUUGCAAGCUCACUUUCAAGCUCAUUCAAUGACGUGUAUACAGUUCCAAAUCAAAGACGUGAUGCACCAUUACCUGACUUUUCUCGUCUUGUUAAUGAUCCUCGUUUAUCGACACCACAUCAAUCGCAACAAACUCCAUUAUAUCAUGGUCAAUUACCCGGUGGUUUACCUCCGUCACCCGCCUACAAUAACUUGAUGACUUCCAUGACGCCGCCGCCAUCGUCCAACGCCGGCGGAUUCGAUGGAAUGUUUAAUGCACGAUUUUUUCCACCACAAAAUCAACAAGGACCAACAACAGUGCCGGCACAACAAGCAAUAAUCAAUGGCAAUGAAGUAUAUACGGGCCGUCGUAGUGUCGGUGGCAUGAGUGGACCACUACCGAAUUAUUAUCCUCCGAAUGUUUUCGGCGGACCGGGAAACAACAACAACAAUAAUAAUAAUAGUCUUCGUGGAGCUGGUUCAAUGUCAAAUUCCGGACGUGAUUCAGUAAUCACUCGAAGUAAAUUAUUAGAUGAUUUUCGUAAUAGUCGUAUGCCAAAUUUACAAUUACGUGAUGUUAUUGGACAUUUUACUGAAUUUUCCAUGGAUCAACAUGGCUCAAGAUUUAUUCAACAGAAACUCGAACGUGCAACUAAUACCGAAAAAGAUAUGGUGUUUAAAGAAAUUAUUAGUAAUGCACCGCAAUUGAUGACUGAUGUUUUCGGCAAUUACGUUAUUCAAAAAUUUUUCGAAUUUGGUUCAACGGAACAUAAAGCAUAUUUAGCUCAUAGUAUCCGCGGUAACGUUUUAUCACUGGCAUUACAAAUGUAUGGUUGUCGAGUUAUACAAAAAGCUGUUGAAAGCCUACAACCAGAAUAUCAAGUGCAAAUAGCGAGAGAAUUAGAUGGAAAUAUUGUUAAAUGUAUUGAAGAUCAAAAUGGAAAUCAUGUCAUACAAAAAUGUAUUGAAUGUUGUAUAGGCGAUGAUAUUGAUUUUAUUAUAAAGGACGUCACCAAUCAAGUUUUUCAAUUAUCAGCACAUCCAUAUGGUUGUCGCGUUAUACAACGUAUACUUGAGAAUUGUAAAGAAUCACAAACAAGACCUAUACUCGAUAUAUUACAUAAUGAAUUAGAAAAUCUUGUUCAAGAUCAAUAUGGAAAUUAUGUUAUUCAACAUGUACUGGAACAUGGUAAAGUUGAAGAUCGAAGCCGCAUUGUCAAUGCUAUUAUGGGACGUGUGCUUCAUUUAUCACAACAUAAAUUUGCAAGUAAUGUAGUGGAGAAAUGUGUAACUUAUGCAACACGCGAAGAAAAACGACAACUUAUUGAUGAGGUCGUUUCGUUUGGAGAUGGACCUAACAGUGCAUUGUUAAUAAUGAUGAAAGAUCAAUUUGCUAAUUAUGUUGUGCAAAAAAUGAUCGAUGUUGCUGAGCCAGCUCAACGAAAAAUUCUCCUGACCAAAGUUCGUCCACAUAUUCAAUCACUUCGAAAGUUUACCUAUGGUAAACAUAUAAUAACAAAAUUGGAAAAACAUCUAAGCAAAACUUCCGAUUUGGGUCCUAUGUUAACAUCAUCAACAUCAAAUUCAAAUGGUUUGUCACAUUACGACAAUUAA